Molecule: messenger RNA, 9195 nt
Organism: Monosiga brevicollis MX1
Lineage: Eukaryota; Choanoflagellata; Craspedida; Salpingoecidae
Exons: 17
Coding region: 1-9195 (3064 amino acids)
Biological process (GO): protein phosphorylation
Cellular component (GO): membrane
Molecular function (GO): ATP binding; protein kinase activity
Source: RefSeq, a predicted model, not a curated record
AUGGGAGCGGUUCGCUGGCAGCUGGUGAUGGUGGGCGUGCUGUACUUUACCCAAUGCCUGGCGUUUUGCUGCGUCACGUUCUUUACCGUUUACUUCCAGGCGCAGGGGCUUGACCUGCAUCAUGUGGGCAUUAUCAUGGGCGGUAUCUACCCGACCACGCAAAUGGUGGCCCAGCCGUUGUGGUGUCAGCUUGCCGACCGUUUGGCGGCCCCCAAGGCCAUCAUUCUCAUCUCCUUGGUGCUCGGGCUCAUUGGUAUUGGCUCCCUCAUGUACGCUGAGAACUUUUUCCAAUUGGCACUGUUCACGGGGAUCGGCGCCGCCCUAGGUGCGGCCGCCAAUCCCUUGUUGGACGCCACGACUAUGCAGACCUUGCUGGACAACGACGUGACCCUGGACAACUACGGCAAAUAUCGCGUUUGGGGUGCCGUUGGCUAUGGUGUGUCAGCGGUUAUCAUGGGUCCUUUGAUGGAUGCUUUUGGCCUUGACAUGCUCUUUUAUUGCCUGGCCGGUUUUACGGCCGUUUUCUUCCUGUGCGUUCUUGUCUUUCCCUUUCGGACCGAUGCCAAUGCCCACCUAAGACCCGAGCAAACCGCUGCGGUGCCUGCAUCGGUCAAAGAUGAGAAAGAGCCUUUGCUUCAAAAGGCACCUGCUGGCCCUGUUGAAGAUUGGCACGAGGGGGUGGCAAGCGUUAACCACCAAGCGGCUGUGGCCAAUGAGAACGAGCAACCCUGUGCCAACUCAAACCUCCCUCCUCGCAAACUCUCGAUCUGUGAAUAUCUGCAUGCGCUGGCACAGCAACCCACCGUGGGAUUGUUCUUCCUCCUCGUCGUUCUCAUGGGAACUGGCAAGGGCGCCGUCGACACCUACCUCUUUCUGUAUCUGGAAGACAUGGGCGCCACCAAGACCUUGCUGGGCAUUUCGCUCGGCGUCACCACCAUUUCAGAGCUUCCCUUCUUUUUUUACUCGGGCUACAUGCUCAAGAGAUGGGGCACCAUCUCUGUGAUCACGCUCGCGCUCUUUGCAUAUGCGGCACGCCUGGGUUAUUAUGGCACGCUUCAGCACCCCUGGCUCGUCCUUCCUGCCGAACUACUCCAUGGUAUUACGUUUGGCCUCUCCUGGGCGGCCAUGGCAUCGCACGCUGCCGCCAUCGCCCCUCGCGGCUACACAAGCAGCACCCAAGCUCUGGCGUCGGCUGCCUUUUUCGGUCUGGGGUUUGCCAUCGCCCCUGCGCCACGUGCAUCGGUUCGUGUUUGCCCGCAUAUUCCCCUCCACCACUCCGUGACGCUGCUGGACCCCUCACAAGGAGCCAAGAUACAUGCUUUCUGUGAACAUGACAGUCGCCGCGAUGGAACGCUGUUUGAGCACUUUGAUGACGAAGCACCGCUGCAACGCAUACUAAAACUGCAACCCGGCUACGAGGUCGUUCAAGCCACCCCAUCCCAGGUGCAGCUCCAGCUGACUAGUCCCAGGCCUUCACGGGCCCUGCUGCUGUUGGCCCUGAAAGUGACUGUGCAAACAUUCACCCGGGUUUUGACCCCUGCACCCGGCACAGCGACCUACUGGUCAGGUGCACUGCACACCUUACUGCCCGAUGGGUGGCCCGUGGAAAAAGACCUGGUUGUCGGCCAAACCUGGCUCGCCUCCAAAAUCUGGCUGAGCAGCCCGGGCGUGCGGGUGCCUCAACAUUACGAUAGCUACCACAACAUCUUUGCCCAACUGAGUGGACGCAAGACGGUGCACUUGUCGGACCUAGAUAGCCUCAGUCAACUACAACUCCACUCAUCGCUCCAUCCAGGAUAUCGACAGAGCCAGCGUCUCUACUGGCUCGACUUUGCCGAAGAGAGUAUGGCCUAUCUCGUCGACGAUCGUGCCGUUCUCGCUUUGGCCACUUGUCUCACCCUUGCCGAUGCCUCGCGGGUCGAGAUCGAGCAUCAUGAACUUUUCUCAUUCUCUCAAACUCUCUCUAACUCUCUCAAACUCUCUCUCUUAAACCCUCUCUCUCAAACUCUCUCUCUCUUAAACCCUCUCUCUCAAACUCUGAACAACUCAUUCCAAUGUGCUCUCUCAUUCAUUUGUAAACCCCCCCCACCCCCUGCAUUCGUUCAUCAUCUAUUCGCCCUUCCUGUCUGCCCUGCCUGCCCUGUCUGCCCUGCCUGCCCUGUCUGCCCUGCCUGCCCUGUCUGCCCUGUCUGCCCUGUCUGCCCUGGGUCGGGUACAAGUGCUUGUGAUUGGGCAGCCGCGCUCAGGCAAACCUCUUUCUCGUUACCUCACCCGAAGACCAUGGCCGAAAACUCUGCCCAGCCACCCACCAUCAACUUUGCCGUGGACAGCGUCACCGUCUUUCAGGGCCUUGCCAACCUGACUCGCGCCAACAUUACCCUCUCUGGCCAACGAGCCAAUGGAGCAUGCACCACACUCCGAUGGCCGGUCACCCUAUCCCCGGUCACCACCACCGCAGCCCUUUCCGUUUAUGGAAAUGGCACCACCAUCGAUUGCUUGAAGAUGGAGUUGAACAAGGUGGUGAGCGGUCUCUUCCUUUCUGCCAGCCACAGUACCCUGUCUCGCAUCGUUGCCACCAGAAGCAGCUACAUCGGCAUCCGGGUCAGGGGCUGGCACAACUUGAUGUCCCAAAAUGAAGCUCACAAUUGUUCCUGGCAUGGCUUUUCACUCGGCGGAGGGGACUCAAUCAUCGAAGGGAUUUCCGCCCAGAGUAAUGACAUCAUUGGCGUUUCCGUCUUGCUCCAGCAGAGCGAGCUUCGCAAUGGGCUACUUCUCGCCAAUGGCCACCAAGGCUUGGUCAUUCGCGGCAACGACUUGCUUGUUGAAAACUUUACCACAAGUCUCCACGCAACCUACGCCAGCAUUUAUGCGGUGCAAGCUACCAACGUUGUGCUGCGCAAUAUCGUGGCGUACACCAAUUUUGGCGGGGGUAUCAUGACGGCUGCCAGCCACGUUCUCAUGGACCAAAUCGCUUGCCAUCGGAUGGAACAACCGAACCGCGUGUACGUUAACGCCUAUUUUUGCAUCUGCGUUCGGGCGGAAGCGGUCAAUACAACAGUCCGGGAUAGCAUCCUUUUUGGCCUCGCCACCGUUCUUCUGAUUCAAGGCACAGACACGCUGUUGGAGAACUUGAACAUCAAUUGGGCCCUCAACUCGGAUGGUCUUCCCUUCGCUCUUGGAUUCAAUACAUGCAACAUCAUGCUGGCCCCGUCGACCAACAAUACAAUCAUCCGCAACGUCAAGUCCUUGGCGCAAUUGGGAGGGUAUGGCCUCAACAUUUCUGGAACCAACACCCUGGUAGAGGAUUCCUUCAUUGGCCAUUUCGCUGAUGAUGUCGGUCUGAACAUGGCGCUUGCCGUCUACAUUCACCACACCAGCAGGAACACGCUCCUCCAGGGCUCUGACCGGUUCUCUCUAAGGCUUCAAGCCACCGUUGGCCUCGAGACCUUUGGGCAAAACGUCACGGUGCGCAAUGCCACCUUCAACAACAACAUGUACGAGCCAACGACCAUGAUCCGCGUGCGCGGAGGCUCUUGUCAGCUUGCCAACGUCCUCCUUGCCAACAACUCAGGCACCACACUUGCCGUCAAUUACCUGCCCUUCGGUACUGCAUUGGUGGUUGAAAGCGGGGCCGAGUCGUUUUCCAUGACAGACAGCGCAAUACAUGGUUCCUGCGAUCAAGGUGAGCCCCUGGGACGAGGCAUCGUGGUCGAGCCUCAUCAAUAUGGAGCUGCUGCCCGCGUUUUUUCCAGACUGGAUUGUGAUGCCAUCAAAAAUGAAUCCAUCGCCCUCUUGGGUGCUGCAACUUUGAGCCAUAUACGCCUGGGCCAAGCCACACAGUGCACCAAAUUUAACGGUGGGCGCAUGGUCCUCGACGGCGCUAACGACAACGCCCGUCUUGCUGAGACCACAAUCCAAGAUCUUAUUUUGUGGGGCUCUGCAGCACGACUUGAGAUUCGAAACGCCAAUCGCCUCAAUGUAACAGGCUGCUCACUGACCGAUCCCAGAAGCGUCUAUCAAAAUAUGUCUCUGUCUGCAACUGCCGUGUCCUUGCGGAACGUGACAAACAGCAGGGUAACAGGCCUCAUCGUACCUGAGACCCUGGGUGCGGCUGCCGGGCUGAAGGUUGAGAUGAGUCACAACAUUACGAUCGAGAACCCGCAUAUUGUUCUGUCAACCACAUGGACCGACAAAGCUGUAACCGUUGCGCCUUACCAGAGUGGCUUGGCCAUUCUUAACAGCGAAAGGAUCUUGGUCAAAGCUCCCACCAUUCUCUUUGCCCUGCCUCACACGUCUGUCGUUUUGAUCGACGAGAGAAGUCGAUACGUUCUUCUCGUGGGUAGUGUCAUUUACUCCAUGGUGUCUAACACCACCUUGGUGACCGCAGCUGGGUCCGACAUAUACAUCAGCAACUCUGAACUGACGUUCCACCCUCCUCAAACCAGUACCACCUGUAUCCACGCCACAGACACCAGUACUAAUGUGAUAGUUGGUGUCCGUGUGCCCCAGUUACUAUCUUGGAGUACGGCGCAAGGCACGGUGCUUUGUGCCAAUGCCUCCAUUGGCAUGCUCAGCGAAGCAAAAGCCAUGGCCGUCGUGGCAGCUUGGUUUGCCGACGUUGGCCAAGGCGUUGUCCAUGCCUCGGCAGUAUCUGCCACCUCAUCUGCUGCUGUCAUCCACGAUUCAAUUUUCACGGGACACAUGGAUGUGGCCAUUGUACACCAAAGUGCACAGCCUCUGCGAGUGUAUGGCAAUUUUGCGACUCGCCUUCUCGGGGACUCCAGCACACCUCUGGUGGCCAUCUUUGCUGAAGACCACCUUGAGCAGCUGCGACUCGAGGCUGGCCCCCUGGUUCCUUUUCCAGACGCCUUCCAAGACGAAGUUACCCAUACCGCGCCAAGCGUCGGGAACUAUGCUACGGUGUCGCUCCUCGAUAUCGACUAUUCGUCUACAUUGGAUAUGAUCAAACCCAUCAACUUUUGGUUGACGGGCUUGACCAGUUUUCAUUUCCCCGUGCCGAACGCGAUUUUGCCAUUCAGCCUCAUGUCCUUUGUGUCAGGAAAUCCUUUCUGUCCCCCAGUAAUGACCGAUGAUCAGCCACAAGCACCUGUUUCCCAGACUCUGGUCGCAUUUCAGAUUGAGUUCCACGUGCCCUCGACCACGACACUCAAUGUGGAUCCCUGGGCAGGCAGCUUCAUGAUUGUGGCACGCCCUCCGGGCGCGAGCAGUGACACGUGCUUUCGCAACUCUUCCACGGUGGAGCUUUUGUUACAUGAAGGGACAAAUGACACGGCUAGCCGCUUGGUAUCUCGCGCAGAACCAGGUGGAACGACUGUGGUGACGUUUGCUGCAAAUUGGACCUGGAUAUUGGCUCGGUUUGCUCUCACAGACUUUACCGGGGUUCGAGAUUACACUUGGUUCGUGGGCUGGGCUGUGGACGCCAACCACACUAUGAUAUCCGACUUUUUUACGGUCCCUUCUGAGCUGGUACCAACCAGCUCAAAAAUGACUUCGGCUCACAUUGAAACGUCGUCCAGCCCCAUCAUCUCCCAAGCAGUCGACCAUGGUGUGGAGGCCGUGGUGGGCAGCUUCUCAUGGGCCUUGAGCGUGAACACGUUGUUUACGUCCAUUCCAGUUUUUGGUGCCAUCAACAUCACGGUGACAGCCGAUCUGCCCAGCAUCUCCAGCAAAGUUUUCCUCAACGGUCUUUUGGCAAAGCGUGGGCCAGUCUUGAUCAACGACGCCCGGCAUCCUAACACAACGCAACCUUUUCUGACCAUGGAAGCUGGUGCGGUGAUGAUCAAUGUCGUGGUGAACAAUGCCUUGGUCGAAGGCGUGCGCAUGUUUGGUGACCGCAGUGCCUUGCAACGAUCUGUCAUCGCCAACAGCCGUGGCAUUGGUGUUCGGGUGAUCGGAAAUUCGGCGUUCCUCAUCGCGCUUCACGUCGACAAAGUCGCGCGUGAGGGCAUUGUCGUAGAAGGUCGUCAUUGCCUUCUAAACGCUGUCAAUAUCACACAGGCCAAGGAAACGGCUUUGGUGUUGACCGGCCAAAGUAACACUGUGCAGUUACCUCGGCUGUUGAACAACGCCAUGUGCUUGAACGUGACGGGUCAGCACAAUAUCGUGUCACAAGCUGGCGAAUGCACUAUGUAUAGCUCGAAUACGGGCGUGAUAGUGAGGGGCUACAACAACUCGCUGACGCUCAGCAUCAUGGUCCGAGUCACCAUCAACAGCAUCGACUCGCUCAAUCUCUCUUUGGCACCGUGCAGGAGCGAUGACAGCGCUGUGUGCCGCGCCCAAGCCCGCCCAUUUGUGAUUGUUGGAGGAUCACGCAACACUAUUCGCGACUCGAGAAUUGUGGAUGGUUUUAAUGGCUCUACAGCUUCUGUGUGGCUUGAUACAGAUGCCAAACUACCCGCAGUGUUGGCAUGCCAGAUUGAAUCAGCCGUCAGCGCCCUGCACAUCGAAGGAACAUCAGUGACGCUUUCUAGCACUCGAGUGAUGGCCAACCUCAUCGACGCCACUCUCGAGCGCGGCAUCGUGAUUGGCAACUCAAGUGUGGGCGUGAGACUUGAAGGAGUUCGCAUCGUUGCCGCGCGCUGCUUGGAGUCCUGGGGUAUGGAGGUCUCGAUCGAAUCUAGUCAAUGUAUUUUGCAAAGCUUAAGCCCGAACCCCUCAGGAUCGUGUGUGGGUAUCGCGCUCCUUGGCGGCACGGCGACGGUGGCACAGGAUUCUUAUGUUGCCUUUUCGGUCUGUCAAGGUCAAGACAGGGCCUAUGGUGUGCACGUUGGCUCUUCUACACUCCAGGCGACCGUGAAUGACCUUCACACUAGCACUGUCACUGGCGAAUGUCCAAAUGCAAAUUUUCUUAGCACCAGCAUCCUCGUUGAUGCGCACGAGUACGGAGCCACAGCGAGGUCCUUUGCUCGUGUCAGCUCCCAGUACACAGCGCGCUCCAUGCUUUUGCUCGGACCAGCCGUCGUAACAGACAGCCAGCUGGGCAAUGAGGUCAUGACAUUUUCUUGCGACUGGCCCAAUGAUCAUGUGGACGUGCGCGGUGUGCGCUCUGCAUUCGGCACGGCCGUGUUGCUGAGCAACUCCUCCUUGAGCCAAGUCAGGCUGAACAAUAGCGACGAUGUGCAACUACACAACCUAACGUGGAUGGUGCCCUCCGCGCUAUACCCACUGCUGAGUGUCAAGCAUAGUCGGCGGGUGUCAAUCAGCAACGCAAGCUUGGUGACUCAAAUUUCAGCCGCAAGUAAUUUCAGCUUGCUAAAUAUUGAUAGCUCAACGGAGAUUGUUAUGCAGAACAGUAGAUUCCUCGUCUCUUCCAAGAGCAGCUCAGCCAAUGUCGUGCCUGCAGCGCACGUUCUCCAGAUCAUGGACAGCUCAGAUGUGCGCUUGCUGCGCAGUCGAUUGGAGGGUGAUUCCGGCAUCGAGGCGUGCACUCGUGUGUCUGCUGAUACAGCAGGUGUGGAGUUAGUCGACAACACUUUUGUGUGCUCCGGGCCAAAGAUUUUGGUCAUAGACGGUCAGCGUGUAGAGAUUUCGAACAACCACCUGUCAGGCGAUCGGGGCGUCACGAUGGGCAUUGAUGUUGGGUCCACUGCGCAAACGAUCCAGAUCGGGCGCCCAAGUGGACCGUUGAUGAUUAAUCGCACGGGUUGGAAUUAUAUUGAAGCCCUCAGCGUGGGCAUGCACCUGUCCGGCUCUCACAUGCGUGUGCGAGGAACCGUCUUUGCGAAUUGCAACACUGGCAUUAUCAUCAACGGUUCAGACCUGGUGGUCGGUGGCAGUGAUAUGAUCGACCGCAACGACUUUUCAGGUGGCUACGUGGGCGUCCACGUGAUUCACACUGAUGAAGCGAUUAUGCACAAGAACAUCUUUGGUGCACCACAAGAAACGUCAUGGUCUGCCAACGCGACGACUCAUGGCAUUUGGUUCACAGAUGCAACUUCUCUGAUUAGCUUCGACUCAGCCCUCCUGGUGGCCAAGCCAGAUUUGACGACCCUCAGCAAUCUGCAGGCCUUGUCUGUUCCCAGCUUCUCGCCAGUGGCUCUCAAGUGGGCAGUUGGGUGGCCCUUCAGCGAAAGAGCUACCAAUCCCAUGAUGACACAAGCAGAAUCAUUGCUCGUCGACUUGAAUGGCCAGUUCUAUCCCCACCUGGAUGACCUCAAACUGAGUCUACAAUAUUCGCGCCUACCGCCGCGCUCCACGGGAACCCUUAAAGCUACGGCUGAUAACGGACGCUUGAGCAUGUUCAUCAUGCAACUACCUACGCCAGUAGCGCCCAGUUUGGUGGCCGCCGGCCAGUGCUUUGCGUAUUUUGGUUACAAUUCUGGACAUUUAAGUUUUACCAACGCGGACGCUGGACCGGAUCCUGAGGCGCAGUCUUCUUCGGGCGUAUUGAGCAUUUCAGUUGGCUUUCCCACAAGCAUAGUUGGUUUGCUAGGCGUCGAAGUGGUCAGCGUGAUCUGUAACUUUGGGGCCGUGGGCACAGCCGUAGGCUCGGCCACAUAUGAAGAGCUGCACAAUACGACCACAGGGAGUGAUGACGAUGAUGAUAUUGAUGACGACGAUGCCGAAUUCGUGCUGAGCCGACAGAACCCACAAGUCCUGCGCAAACGACUGCGUCAGGCGAUGCUGGUCUACGUUCUGCCAAGAGCAGUGGCGCCGCUUUUGCCCACCUCGGCUGAGGCGGAACUGAGUGAGGCUGCCAUCCAACGCGUACUUGGCGUGGUUACGGAUGCGCCUGUUCAAACAGCCAACGACUUGCGCCAAGAAGCGCAAGGCCUGAUCUUAAAGCACAAGCAUAUUGAAAUACAACGCACUUUGGGAUCAGGGCAGUUUGGCGUCGUGUUUCAGGCACAAGUGCGGAAAAAUGGGCAGCUACUGACCGCGGCCGUCAAGAAGGCCGUGGUGGGCGAGACGGAAGAGGUGUCGCGGCAGCUCAACAUCGACUUGUUGGCAGAGGCCUACCUGCUCAUGCUGGCCAAGCCGCACGAUCAUGUUGUUGGACUGCUGGGCUUUCAUCUAGCUGGAUCAUCCGUCUUGGUUGCCCUCGACUUUGCCAAAGGCGGCGACCUGGAGUCAUAUUUAGCCUCCUUGGCUGCUCGAGACGCUCAGGUUCGCUUUGAAUCAACUGUUAUGGUGUGGUAUGCGUUGAUUCCAAUAAUGAAUGCCUUGAGCUCAUAA